CACCAGGGCACUUUCCAGGGGAAUAAUUGUCACCUUCUCCCAUUCAGACGCUCCAGGCCCUCCCAAUCUUUCAAUCCACCGCCUGCAUGUCCUCUUCUGCACAGCAGCAAGAUCUCUCCGGAAUGUCCCCAGACAUCGAAAAAGCCAGAGAGCGCAUCUCCCGCUACUCCAACCAGGAACGACUCCACGAGACCAAGCUGAAAGCAACCUUAGAUGCAUCUCUCCAAUGGCUACCGGACGGCGGGAAAGAAGCCCUCGCUAGUGACAUUCUAGACGCAACGUCUGAUGAUAAACUUCAUGAGAUCUUCUUCAAUGUUCUCACCAUCCUAGUCUGGCCAGCCAUACUCCAGUCAGAAGCAAGCGAUGUCAAAACAUCCCCAGACCAGCUUAGUCCCUUGGCAAUUGCCAACAAGGCACACAAGAAGAUUGUCUGAAGCGUGAUGGCUCCUACUGCGUUGUUACAAGGGCUAUGGAUGUAGAAACAUGAUAUUCCGAGAAAGGCAGACCAGAGGGCUUUGUUAGUACCUAUGUGCAGAUAGCGGCGCGUCUUCCACCUCUAUUUCAGCCUUUGCUUCCAUUCCUGUGCAAUACUUGCUACUUCGUGCCUCUUUUAUCUUUAUUUUUAUCUUCACUU
Molecule: messenger RNA, 634 nt
Organism: Aspergillus neoniger CBS 115656
Lineage: Eukaryota; Fungi; Ascomycota; Eurotiomycetes; Eurotiales; Aspergillaceae
Exons: 2
Coding region: 87-434 (115 amino acids)
Source: RefSeq, a predicted model, not a curated record